GAAGCAUCGCAAACUGUCAAAAACUGUAAAAGCGCAUUUCCCCUGCCCCCACCCCACCUUUAAUAUAAUUAAGGAACUCUCAGUUAGAAGCAGCAGCAGCAGUAGUAGUAAAUUAAGCCGUACCUCAUCUUCUUCAUCUAAUAUGGUUUCUAAUCAGCAACUCAUGGCAAACGCCAUGGGUGGGAAGAGUGCCAGGGCCUGCGACAGCUGCAUAAGAAAACGAGCCAGAUGGUAUUGCGCUGCCGACGACGCUUUCCUAUGUCAAUCAUGCGAUUCCUCUGUUCACUCUGCCAAUCCCUUAGCACGUCGACACGAAAGGGUUCGUCUUCAAGUUUCAUCUUCAAUCAAAUCCACUGAUCAACAGCUACUAGUACGGCCGCCGCCUCCACUGAAUAACAACUUGUUUAUACCCGCGUGGCAAAGAGGGAUGACCAAGAAACCUCGUACACCAAGACGUUAUAAUGGAAAGAAGUAUUGGCAGCAACUUCCUCUCGUGCCGGAAACAGAGGAGACGAAUUCGUUCGACGAAGGUAACAAUGAGGAGGAGGAGCAGAUGCUUUAUCGGGUCCCGGAAUUCGAUUCAGAGAUUUGCACGUCAAUGGAGGAGGUGUCGAAGAGUGAAUUCCUCGGUGAUAAUACUAUGCAGCAUGUUGGGUUUCUUCCAUCGGAGAUGGAAUUGGCAGAAUUUGCUGCGGAUGUUGAGACCCUGCUUGGGAAUGGGCUUGAAGAUGAGCCCUUUGAUAUGGAGGCUUUAGGCAUUUUGACUUAUAAAGAGAAAGAUUCAUCACUAUUAGUGAAAGUUGAAGAUGAUAAUUAUGAAGACGACGAGGACAAUGGAAAGAUUGUUCUUUUUGAUGAAGAACAAGAUUUAGAUGAUUUGGAGAUUAGUUUUGACUACGAUGAUACGUCGCCACCGGCGAUUUUUGAUGAUCACGAAGGCGGCGGCGAUACAAAGAUGGAGGUGAAAUUAGAGGAAGAAGAAAUGAGUAAAGAGAUGAAGAAGAUGAAGAAGAAUAGUAUGCAGAAGGUACUUUUGAGGCUUGAUUACGAAGAAGUUAUUAAGGCGUGGGAUGAUAAAAAGUCGCCGUGGACUUCUGGUGGGCGGCCGGAAUUGAACAGCAGCACCGAAUGUUGGCCGGAUUGCAUGGUAAGUAGUAAAAUUAAAGACAAAGGAAGAUGUGGAAUGGUUCAUCAGCAUCAGUACCCAUAUCAUCAUCAUAGUGGAAUGAUGGGCGGAGGAGGAGGAAGGAAUGGUAUUGCGGCUGACGAAGGGAGAGAAGCAAGAGUGUCGAGGUAUAGAGAGAAGAGACGGACACGGUUGUUUUCGAAGAAAAUAAGGUACGAGGUAAGGAAGUUGAACGCAGAGAAGAGGCCUCGGAUGAAGGGCCGAUUUGUCAAGAGAUCAAAUUUUGCUGCCACAGGACCUCCUACUGCUGCUGUCACUGCUUUCUCCAUUAAUGCUUCUUAACCAAAAACCCUCUCCCCGAUUGUAUCAUCAAUCAUGAUGAUGUCUUCUUCUUCUUCUUGUACCUAAUUGCAUCCUAUUAUUUAGAUCGAUUUUCCCAUCUCUGUAUUAAUUCGGGAUGUCUAGUCUUCCCUUUUCUCUCUCUCUCUCUUUUUUUUUUUCUUUUCUUUUACAUGUAAGUUUCUCUACAUGCUGAAUAAGAUUUUGAGAAAUCAACCUCAA
This is a messenger RNA of Impatiens glandulifera, 1687 nucleotides long. RefSeq names its product zinc finger protein CONSTANS-LIKE 16. Gene Ontology annotation, molecular function: protein binding; zinc ion binding. Gene Ontology annotation, cellular component: nucleus. Bases 143 to 1468 code for a protein of 441 amino acids. The record is from RefSeq and is a predicted model, not a curated record. Gene Ontology annotation, biological process: regulation of DNA-templated transcription. NCBI's taxonomy places the organism in Eukaryota, Viridiplantae, Streptophyta, Magnoliopsida, Ericales, Balsaminaceae. The transcript is spliced from 2 exons.